AUGCAUAAAGAAAUUUUGAGCGACCUCACCGAGUUGGCGCACUUGAAGCAGUUGUGCAAAAAGAAGCCGGACCUUUUAGCCACCCUGCAGUCAUGCAAGGCAAAGGAAUAUGAGGAGAUAUGGCUCAGCUUGCUCAAGGCAUUGGAGGAGCGCACCCCUCCAGACAAGCUCAUUUACGACGCGGAGAAUUCGACUUUGCUCUUUAGGGAAGAAAACGACCGGCAGUAUCUCCUGACAUGCAUCAGUUUCACCUCUAUAUAUUUACAACACUUGGCGAAUAAUAACAAGAAGGGGAAGAAGUGCAUCAAGUUGGAUGGCAAUUUUUACGCCCUUUUUUGCAAGCUCAUUGAGCUUCAACUCAUGCUGAGCGACAGAGAAGUGCGCAUGUCCUUCGGGAAAUGCCUCUUCCAAUUGUGCGAACUGAAUUUGGAGGAAAAUGAUUUUUCGGCUCACGUGAAAGUCCAUCUGUUGAUAUUUCUGUUGUGGAAGACUUGUUCCUCGGAGGGCAAAAGCGCAGACGUCAGUAAACUCAAAAAGAACAAAGACUUGUGCGCCUGUGUAAAAUGGGGAGUUCCCGAAAAAUCCACCAACUCGUUUUACCUCCUCUGCUCCUACUCACUCAACCUGCCCAAGUUUUACGCGCACCCUGAUGGGAAAUUCUUUCUGGCGCACGUUUGGUCUCAACACGAAAGUAUAGCGUCUCACCUUUUUAACAAAUUCGUGCACAACACGGUGGUCCUCUCGCACGACAACAUCAGUCACUAUUCGCAAAUUAUCCAUUCGACGUGGAAGAACUGCGAAGGAAUGAUGAAGGAGACACUGGAGAUGCAAAUUGAGCACCUCGUCAACUUGGCCUUAAAGUGUCCCAUUAAAGUCGCGGCGCGAUUCAGAAACGUACUGAGCAUCUUCCACAACAAUAAGGGGGACAAGGGCAUCAACAAUUUGAUCUUCAAGAUUUACGAACCCAUUAUUUGGAGGAGCCUCAUGGACCCCUGCAUAAAGAACGUGAAUUACCUGGCCUCGAUGGAGAAGUAG
Plasmodium vivax (malaria parasite P. vivax) is the source of this 1035-nucleotide messenger RNA. RefSeq lists its product as hypothetical. The transcript has 10 exons. The record is from RefSeq and is a predicted model, not a curated record. Gene Ontology annotation, biological process: mitotic sister chromatid segregation. Lineage: Eukaryota; Apicomplexa; Aconoidasida; Haemosporida; Plasmodiidae. Bases 1 to 1035 code for a protein of 344 amino acids. Gene Ontology annotation, cellular component: nucleus; condensin complex.